UGAGAGAGAAGAAACAGAGAGAACAGAAAAGUGGAGCAGCGCGUGCGGGUAAACAGUAACGCAGAGUCGCGGUUAGUUGGGUAAAGUCGGCGAAGUCGGUGGUUAAAGUGAGGCACCGCCGAAUCCUGGAGCUCCGGGGCCGUAAACGGGGCAUGGAGCGAACCGUGGCCGCUCACGGGGCGACUCCACACGGCGGAGCGGCUCGGGAAGGUCGACUCUGACUGGCCGAAGCGAAGCAGACUCGACGCGACGCGAAGCCCUGAGGAAUGGCCGAUCCUCUGCGGAGGAGUUUGUUAGCUAAACUGAGGGGGAAGAAGUCGAAAAAAGCGGCGGUGGCGAACGGUACCGGCGGCGGGGAGAGAGGCGGUAAGUUUAGGGCAAAAGUUUCCCCUACGGCGACGGCAGGGACAGCGACAACAGCGGCAGCGGCGGACUCGCAGAGUGGCCGAGCGGUCGCAGCGGUGGAGUUGGACCCGACCUCGAGCUCCAGAGGAGGUAAGCAGGCUCGCUGUUUGAACGGGGGUUUGGACGGAGGGGUGGUUCGUUUGGUCACGGGGCUCCGAGACGAGCAGACCGGGCUUGGAGACUCUUUUCGCCUUUGGGACCAAGCGCUGCGUGGCCGGGAGCAGCUGGCCGGUGGAGACUCCAUAGGCUUUGGAAACGAUAGCUGGGACCGUUCUGAGCUUAAACCAGAGGACCGAGGCACCGUGAAAGUGCCCGAGGCUGGUUGCAAGGACAGAGGGAGCAGUGAGGACAGAGUACGGGCUUUAGAGACUCGAGACUGGGACGGAGGAGUGGUGCUGGACCAGGGAGCGAGUUCAGUCAGCCUCAGAGCCGGCACAGGUUCAGCAGAGGCAGCAGAGAUCACCUGCAUCAGCAGUCACCUCCUGCACUCAAGCCACUCAGGUUCAGGCCUUUUUCAUCUUCUUCACACCAACGUGGAUGACCUUGACUUGAUCCGGAGCGUGGAAAGUUCUUUUGAAGGAGAUCUGAGGAUGCCAGCCCUGCAGAGUCCAUCCUUCUUCCCCACUGAGCUGGAGAUAGUGGACUCCAGCCUGACCCCUCGGCUUGUGUGGGACAGAGAGGGGUCAAACCGGCCCAAUUCUGUGGACAGCGAGGAGGACGACUACUACGACAAUGAGAUUCUGCCUUUCUACGAGUCAGAGGGUCAGAACCUGGGCUUGAAUGGUGGGGCUGGGGCUCCGCUCCAUUCUUUUGUCCAGGCAGGUCAGGAAACAGACAGCACAGAAGAAACGGACAGGCUGAGAAAUCAGCUAAAAGAAGCCUACUACCUCCUCAUAAACACCAUGCAUGACAUGGCCUUUGAUGGGCCGGCACAGAGUAGCAGGAGUGGGAGCUCCAGCCAGUCUCGGGACAGUGUGAGGAGCACCUCUUCACAUUCAUCAACUAGACUGGGAGACACAUAUGAUGAUACAUGCUCAUCUGGUGAGCAAAGUGGGCAGCAGGCUUGUGGGUCACACUGGGCCUUGCUGGACCUUGCUGAGACCUGCAGAGCCAAAAUUGAAGGCUCUCGGAGGAGAAGCUUAAGCAUGCAGUGCAUGCCCCAUGAAAGUCGCAGGCCAGCAGCACUGCGGAGGUCCAUAAGUGACUCAGGUGUACAGUACUGUACAAUAGGACCAGGUCAAAGUCACGGUCAGGGAACGCUUGAGACUGAGAACACUAAAGCCUCUAAACACACAGAGGAAACUGCAAGCCUGCAUGACCAAUGCCCCAAUAAUGACCCAACAGAUCAGAGACUAGAAGAACCGCAUAUAGACAGCAAGAAUGGUUCCAUUUCUGACCCCUUGUCUGUUCAAAACAUGCUAACUGCAUGUGAAACAGUAGAUUUGCACAAGGAGAACCUGGUCACCAUUGAAACUGAGGCUUCAGUUUCAAACACAAGCUCGGUUGACCACUCUGUUAGCUGCCUGGUCAGUUCUCCAGAUGCCUCUUCCCAAAAGCCCGGGCCCGCUGUCUCACAGCAGCUGAUUCAAAGUGUGGGAAAGCCCCCAGGAGUGACCGUCAACAAGAUGCAGGAGUGGAUGCACAAAGGCCGCGUCCUUUCAUCAGAGAUGCGGCAGAGAAUUGCUGGAUCCUCCCUGCGCCAGGCUCACUGUCAGGACAUCCACGUGUGGCCCAAGGCUCCCAGUCAUCCAGCUAAACCCAGCUGCACAGGCUCCUCUGGAGGAGGGCCUCAGCCAGCUCUGAUGUCCAGCUGCAGUGCCUCAUGCCACGAGUCCGACCCUCGUGCCGCUCCUCUCAACUCCAUCACCGUCUCCAAGAAGCGCAACUGGUUGCACCAGAGCUCCCCCCACCCCCCACAUCACCCGGACAACGUCCCCGCGCCUCGUACACCGGACGACGACCACCUAAACCACGCGAACAUGCCUCACGUCACCGUCUCCGUCUCGUCUCCGGACACCCCGUCCCCGCUCCUCAUCGACCCGGUGGAGGAGAACGACGCCGACGACGAGGGAGAAAUCUGGUACAACCCCAUCCCUGAGGACGAGGAGACCGACCUUCCUCACUGCAUCCCCACAGCCACCCACCCACCACUACUCUUGCAGGCUCCGCCCCCACCCUGGACUGCUGGAAUCACCAGACGGGCCAGUGCAGGGGGUGAGGAGGGGCGAGCGGGGGAGGGGGGCGGUCCUGUUGGAGAGGCGGGAAAAGCAAACGUCACACAUUCCUGUGAACAGAACCAUAUGAACAGACAGAUGUGCCGGCCAGAUGUGCAGGAGAACCCCCCAACCCGGACAGCAGCUACAGAAUCUUCUGAACAAAGUGCCUCAGGCUUCUCUCCUCCCUCCAGUCCCAACCCAACCAAGAAGAGCUCCUCCAUCAACUGGUCUUUCCACGACCGGAUCAAAUCUCCACGCACAGUCCGGAAGCUCUCCAUGAAGAUGAAGAAGCUUCCUGAGCUCAGCAGGAAGCUAAGCGUUAAAGGGAACCCAACCAGCAGUGCCGGAACCUCCAGCGGCCAGUCUGAAGUAAGAGCUGCAAUCGGCACGGCAGAGCAGAGCACGACCCCGCCGGGUGGCGUGACCACGUCAUCAGCGAGCGGGAACGUCAUAUGGCGCUACCAUCUCGACAGCAGCGUGUCCACCCAGCAGCACAGCUACAGUAAGAAGAAAAGCAGCGGAGGUGGGGUUCCCAAAUCGGCCAGUAAAGGGGGGUAUCUUAGUGAUGGAGACUCGCCGGAGCUGGUAGCCAAAUCGGGAAAGCAUGGGUCAUCCGAGGGUAAGUCUAGCAGGCUUUGUGACAAGGAUACCAAUGCAGGAGCACCGAAGACAGAUCUAGACGUGGACGCCUUUCGGCCAUACAACUUCUCAGAGCAGCCCAAGUGCACGGCGUACAUCUCAGGCCUCAUGAGCCUCCACUUCUACGGGGCUGAGGGGCUAAAACCGCCGCGGGCCGACUCGCGCCACGUCUACUGCGCCAUCCAGGUGGACUCUGUCAACAAGGCCCGCACGGCCCUCCUGACCUGCCGCACGGCCUUCCUGGACAUGGACCACACCUUCAACAUCGAGCUGGAGAAUGCACAGCAUCUCAAGCUGGCCCUCUUCAGCUGGGAGGCGGUGCCACGGCGGAACCGCGUCUGCUGCCACGGGACCGUAGUGCUGCCGCCCCUGUUCCGCACGGCCACCCGCACGCACCAGCUGGCCGUGCGCCUGGAGCCUCGCGGGAUCAUCUACGUGAAGCUGGGACUUAUGGAGCAGUGGAAGAACUCUCUGCGUGGGCCGGACAGCGAGAGGGAGGGCGAGGCCAACGUGUUCGGAGUGGAGGCAGCUCGGGUGGUAGAGCGAGAGGGGGCGGGGCUGAUGGUGCCACUCAUCAUCGAGAAGUGCAUCACCGAGAUCGAGAGGCGAGGAUGCCAGGUGGUCGGGCUGUAUCGUCUGUGUGGAUCAGCGGCGGUGAAAAAGGAGCUGAGGGAGGCGUUCGAGAGAGACAGCCAUGCCAUAGAGCUGUCGGAGAGCAACUACCCGGACAUCAACGUCAUCACAGGUGUUCUCAAAGACUAUCUGAGAGAGCUGCCGUUUCCUCUUAUCUCCAAGCCUCUGUAUGAAGCAGUGAUUGACUCCAUGGCCAAGCGGCCGCUGCUUAUCGGAUCCGGCGGCUGCGAGAACGAUCCGGCCGAAUCGGAACACACAGUCAGUCUGCUGGAAACCCUGCCUGAGGUUGAGAAGAUGACUCUGCGGAAGCUCCUAGACCACCUGAAGCGCGUGGCUUCUCAUCACGAGGUGAACAAGAUGACGUGCCAGAACCUGGCGGUGUGUUUCGGGCCGGUCCUGCUCAGCCAGAGACAGGACGCCUCGUGCCACAGUAACCGAGUGUUUGUGGACUCUGAGGAGCUGGCCAGCGCCCUGCACUUCAAGAAGCACAUCGAGGUCCUGCACUAUCUGCUGCAGCUCUGGCCAGUUGUGGAUGCAGAAGGUAAACCCUCGUCUCCUGCCCUGGACUCCCCUCCUUCAGCAGUGACGACGGCGGCGGCUCCGGUAAGGAGGAGAAAGGAACGUCCUCAGGUGCUGAAUCUGGCUGAAAGCGACCUGGCGGGCGUCCUGCGACCUCGACCCGGACGACUGGACAGUCCGAGCAACCGCUACGCCGGUGACUGGAGUGACUGCAGAGAGACGUACCUCCAGCAGUCCUGCUCGGAUGAGGCCGACUACGCCGACGUUCCCGGGGAUGAACUUGAGGAAAGAGUGAUGGAGGCUGAGGAAAAAGCCUUAGAACAGGAUGACGGAGAGUUGGAAGAAGCACUGGAGAGUGUGGAGGACACUCAGGCGGCCUUUGAGGAGGAGCGAGAGAGCGAUGAAGAGCAGAGUGAGGAAACCGUUAGCAUUAGCGCUCCUCAACAGCAGCAGCAGCAGGAGGAUUUGGAAGAGCCGCUGUUGAAGCCCUGGGGCGAGCAGAUCCUUUUGGAGAGAGACGAGCACAGACCCAAAGAGCACACCUACCAGGCCUACAUGAAGAUCCAGGAGAUCAGCCCUGUGCUCAGUAACCGGGUGAACCUGCGCGACCUGCAGGAGAGCAUCGACACGCUGAUCGGGAACCUGGAGCGGGAGCUAAACAAAAACAAGAUUAGCGUGGGCUACUGAGUCUGAACGCACUCUACGCUCUGGAGUACAUAAACUGCAGUUUUCAAGCACAGUCCUGAAGACCUCACGCCCGGCACAGUCGCAGAUAUUCCCUGCCCCUGACCUGACCGUGAUCUGACCAUGAUCUGACCAUAACCUGACCGAAACCUGACCAGGACCUGUCAACUUUAGUUAAAUACGAUUUUUUCAAAUCUUGAAGAAAUUUGCUUUCAAAAUAGCUUAAGAAAAAAAAAAUCUUAAACAGAUACAUCAAUUCAAAUCUAUCUACUGUAAAUUUUGUAUAUGAGUUUUGAAUGUCAAAUUUGAAUUUUAAUGUAUUGAUCAGUUUUUUUAAAACUAAAAAUGUAUGGAUCUGAAUUAUUUUUAACAGCAAUUUUCACCACCUUCAAGUUAGUUACCUUCAAAAAUCAGGUCAAUUUCAUUUCAAGUCAGAUUUUAAACUCCACACUUCUCCAACCAUACUGACAGAAGAAGUGUAAUAUGUAAGUAAUGGAGUUGUGUUAGGUGUGUUAGUGUUGGGGGCAGGGAUUCAGCACUGGUCAUGUGGUUAGGUCCAGCUCUGGAUGAAGGCGUGAGGUCAGAGACCAGCGAUUGCUAUUGAAACUCAUUGGAAAUGCUACUGGAAAUGUGUAAAAUCGAUGGUGGAUUUGAUUUUGUUCUAUGGAUACUGGAGAAUCCCAGUGGUUACUUGUCGCUCCCACAGUGGGACUCGCUCACUGACAUUCCUGAUCGGACUUCUCUUUAUCUUUGUGUUCGUCGUGUUCUGUUUUUGCCACGUGUUCGUUGUCUUUUCUUCUUAUUAGAAGCAGCAUUGAGCCCCGAGGGGUGAGCCAGGUGCCUUCAUUGUGUAAAGGUGGUUCUUAAGGCAGUGGAGAGGAUUUUUUUAAUGAUAAUAAUUUUAAUGUGUGUUGUUUCUGUAGAGGUACGAAAAUGUUGCUGAAAUCUAAACCGAUGCACUUACGAAGAGUGUCUCUUUUAUAGAGGCGGGGCCAGGAGUUCAGGUACGCAAUACAGGCAUUGAUUAAAGCCUGACAGUGGGAGAAUAACACACAGACACAGACACACAGACAGACACACAGACAGAAAUCAACCCCACAAAGAACCUUAAGCUACAUACAUCUUUAAAAAAUUACUACAUUUAAAUAAUAUAUUUAUUUUGGAGGUUGGUGUGGCGCAGUACAUAACACCAAUACCUACCAGUGAGCUACCACCACUUAUUGUGGGAGACUGUAGUUCAGUUCCCAGCCUGGGUGACUGAAUGCUGUUCUACACCAAUAAGGGGCAACCCUUGGGCAACACUACUCUUAACACUAGGGGUGGGCGAUAUGGCUCUAAAGUAAUAUCACGAUAUUUCAUGGUAUUGAUUUAAUUAUCUCUGCAGAUUUGCAAUUGCUAAAUUUGUAUUGAAUAUUUAAAAUGUUAAGUCUUAUAACUGCAAACAAGUUAAAACGCUAAGUCCCCAAACUUUUGACAGGCAGUGUGCAUCCAAAAACAUCAGUCUAAAACAUCAAAAGUUUUGAACAUGCAAAAACCUUGUAUCUCUAUUGUUGUAUUCAUUCUUUAAAUUGUGUCAAUUUAUAUAUAUAUAUAUAUAAAAAAAAAGAAAAUUAGAAAUGAACUCUCUCUACAUUGACUUCCAUUGAGAGUUGUAAAGUUCCCUUUUAGAGACAUUGAGGCCAGGUUUUUGCAUGAAAAAUAAAUACAGACUCACUUUAUCCUAAACUGUACACACUUUAUCCUCUUGUUUAUUUUAUUGUUUAAUCCUGAACGUAAUUACGUAUAUUCUAUACAAUCUCCAACAUCAUUCAGCAUACUUACAUACAUACAUAUUGUACACAUGUAUCCUUAGGCCUUCUAAGUAUAGACUCUGCUUUAAAAUACUAAUAUAAUAAUAUAAGUGCUUUACUCCAUUCAGAAAUAUACAGAAUUCCAAGAAUUAAAACGGCUAAAUAGUAAUUAGUGAAAAAAGAUAAAAAAUAAAAAAUAAUCUGGUAGAACUUUAUAAUAAUAAUAAUAUUUAAUAGGAAGCUUCUGUAGUACCUGUUCCUGUCUCCUCCCACCUACACUAAUCACACUGAUUACACUAAUUACAGAGUUUCAGUUGGGAAAGCACAUGAUCAUGUGCACAGUCACAAAGGAACCUAAAAAGGAAAAAAAAGAAUAAAAGAGAAGAAGAAGAAGAAAAAGAAGAAGCACAGCUGGUUCAGUGUUCAGUGAAGCUGUUUCUCGUGGAAAGAUGAGAUUUUAUUUUUAUUUUUGUUUUUUGAGGAUGAUUGUUGGUUUGUGAGAUGCACACACCUGCGCUCUCUACCUGAAAGCGAUACGUCAUUUCUAUUAGUCCAGGGAUUCAAACUCGUCAGUAUUUAUCAGAUACAAAAAAGUAUGUGCAAAUCCAGUCUGAGUAUAUUUUAUUAUUAUUAUUAUGUUUUUUUUUUUUUUUUUUGAAAGCUUAUGUUUCCAUAUAUGUAUAUAUUUAAGCGUUUCUCAGAUACCUUGUAGUAUUGGGCCUGUAGAUCAGCAUCAGAUAAACACACAUAUUAAUUAAGAUGUUGGUUGCUUUUCCUGAGUUAGCAGGACACGUUCGGUGGGAUGUGCAGGACUAAUGGAACUACCGUACUUCAGCUGUUUAAGGUACGAAUGACAGAGUUUAUUAAUUAUGAGAAGCUGUGAGCGAUUGCUUGUGUUUUUUUUUGUAAGCGUCCCUGUAGGCUAGUUUCUGGAGAGAUCCGUGUUAAUGGCUGGGUUGAGUCCAGAGCGUUGCAUGGUCAAAAGCUUUACUGUCGGAUAUAAGUGUAUCUAAAAAUGUAUCUCCUGCGGUCGUCUGUAUUUAUGCGUGUAAAUAGAGAGUAUUUUAAUUAUGGUCAAAUCUUGAUUGUGCUUCUGUUUGGCAGCUGCUCAAACAUCUAUCUGUAAAUUAGUUGAAAGAAGCUGUUUUUUUUUUUUUUUGGUCUGUGAGAAUAUGAACCGGUUUCCAGCAGCCCAGUUAAACAGUGCAGAGUUCUGCUUAAAGCCUGUUCUUCACACCUGCCUUGAUGAAAUCUGGAGUUUGAAUCUGAAAGUUUAUUCUCUUAAAUUCCUUCUGAACCUUUAGCUUAGCAUAACUACCCAUAGCUAACUACCCUUGUAAAAAAAAAAAGUUGUGUAUUUAAAUAUAAUAAUAGUGUAUUUAAACUACAUGCACAAUAAUUGAAGUAUACUUUUUCUACUUAUACUUACUUACAUUUUUUCCUACUUUUUUAAAAAAAAAGUAAACUUUAUUUGGCCGUGCUGAUUUUAUACUGGUGAUGUACUUAGUAAAAAUAUAUGCUUAGGAUUAUUUUAUGAAAUGUGCUUUUUAUGAUAAAACUAUACUUUUACUAAAUGAGUCUAAAGGAGUCGAUAUUUCUGCAAUAAAACUCUACUUAAGUCAAAUUUGCUACAAAACAAUAAUUUUGUGUUGACAAAUUAAAAGUGAUAAUGAACUUUUAUGUGUUGUGUUAAAUUUAUACCUAAAAAGUUUACUUUAGUUACAUUAGUGUCGGUAAAAGAACUUAACUUGUUUCCCCUAGUUAUUAUACACUCCUCAAAAUGAAUGUGAUGUUAAAUCUGUUUUAAUCACAUUUUUAAUAGAUUUUUAAUAUUCAGUCGGACAGCUCACACAAUUAUACUUAAACUAUAUUAAAUAGAUGCGAUAAUAACAUACAACUAGUAUACUCAAUAUGAAAUACAAAUACAAAUUAUUGGUUUCCAAAAUAACAUACAAAAUAACUUAAGUAUACUUCUUUUUCACAAGGGUAGCUAACAAAUUAGUGCUAGUUUCACAAGUAUAACAUUUUAACAAGAUUACAAAUUAUAAUCCCAUAUUUCCUCCUCCCUCAGUUUCUGUGCUUUGUAUUGUGUUGUGCUAAACCUGUUAAAACCCCCCCAGUGCUAAACACUGUAGCUAGCUCUGGCUAAUAAAUAGCCUUAUGGUUAGCCAUUUUAAUAAACAGGAGAUAUGCUAUAUUUGUGAGUUCUCUGCUCUUGGAAUAUGUAGCUAAUUUGUUAGCUGGGUAGCUAAGCUAAUAAAAUACCUAUAUAACAAGCAGUUUUCAAAAAAAGAGCUGAUAUACUAUUUGUAUAUUGUAAGAUAUGCUAUAUUUGUAUUUACUGGUGGAAUGAGUGCUAAUGUGUUAGCUAGGUAGCUAAGCUAAGCUAGGUAGUUUGAGUUUGUUUUGUGUUACCUUGUCAGUAAACUCAAACACUAUUCUAUGUACUAUUACCAUUUUGAGGUAGCUGUUUUUUCUUGCUAAUUUGCUAGCCAUGCUAAUUUUAGCCAUAUUUCACCACUGACCACCAGAAAAAAAUUAAUACAUUUCAGUCCCUUACAAAGUGGGCACAACAAAAUCACAUGAUUCACUGCAAAAAACUAAAUCUUAGCAAGUGACUUUUUCUAAUUUUUUUUUCUUCUCUGAUAAGACUUGUUGUCUUACUAAGCAUUGUGUAAGUGUUAGAUUAUUUAGCUUAUUUUAGGGAUAAUUAAUAAUACAAUCUUAAUCAUUCUUACUUAGAAUUUGUACCUUAUUUUAAGUAAUUUGAACUCAAACUAUGUUAGACAGCACCAUCAAGCAGCAAUCAAGUUAUUCUGAUUCUUGUGUCCAAAAACAGUGACUUUGUUUUUGCUUGAUUUAGGUGUUACUUCACUCAUUUUGAGACUUUGCCAUUGCUUUUUGGAAGAAAUCUUAUUAAGAAAAUUUUGCUUAAUUGUUUCUGCUUAAUAUACAAAUAUUUGUCUUAAUUUGCAUAUAAUGCAAAUUAGGUCUAGUUUUGCCAAUGGAUUUUUAGCAGUGCUGAAAGCCUAGAAUACUUCCCUUUUAAGGCAAAGUAUUUAGAAACAGACAAAAUUGUGUUAAACCAGAUUCACAACGCAGAGUAGGGGUGGGCAAUAUGGCCCUAAAACAGGGGUCACCAACGUGGUGCCCGCGGGCACCAGGUAGCCCGCAAGGACCUUAUGAGUAGCCCGCAGGCCUGGUCUAAAAAUAGCAUUUUUGUUGCUAUUCUUUUUUUUUUAAAUCACAGUUGCAUUGGUGUAAUUUUAGAUUAUAUUAGAUUAAUAUUAGCUUAGAGAUAGCCUAUAGUUUAUAUAUUAUUAUACAAUAUAAUGUAAUAUAAUAUGUAAUAUUGUCAUUAAUUAUUAAUAAUAACAUAUAAUUAAAGGUAAAUUGAGAAAAUUUGUAAUUUCACGAGUGUGUAUCAAACUGGUAGCCCUUCGCAUUAAUUGGUACCCAAGAAGUAGCUCUCAGGUUCAAUAAGGUUGGUGACCCCUGCCCUAAAAUAAUAUCACUAUAUUUAAUGGUAUUUUCGCGAUAACGAUACAUACUCUUGGCGAUAUAAAUUAUUUUUUAUUUUUUUUUAAGAAUACCCUACUGCAACUAAAUGAAAAAUUUAUUUUAUUAUUGCAUGCAAUUUAUGUCACAUCACUACCUGAGAUAUAAAAAAAUACAAGAAUUUGAUCAGAUUUGUAACAGAAGUCAAUGAUCCAGAAUGUCAUGAUACUAAUAAUAAUGCACUCCAAAUAUCUCCAUAUAUCCAGAAUUAAAUUAAAAUAAAUUAUACUAGACAGACAUAAUCUGUCUCUAGUAGAUCUAUAAUGGGAAAACGGAAAAGUGUGAAUUUUUCUUUUGUUAAAAAUAGGGGUGGGUGAUAUUGCACUACAUUUUUAGGGUAUUAUAUCGUUCACGAUAUUCAAACAUGUUGGCGAUAUUACAACAUACGAUACUACGAACGUACGAAAAAUAUCCAAUUUGCUGUUGUUGAUCUGCAGUCAUUAAAAAAGAAAAAUUUAGUGUUAAAAAUGAGAAUAGUUUAGGGGAAAGUGUUACGGUUGCCUGUGUUUCCUCAGGCUCCAGUAAUACUCAUUACUUACGCUGCUGUAGCCCUGAGUGUGUGAGGAUCUGCAGGCUGCUUUAUGUUACUGAUACUCCAGUAGCGAGGGUCUGGAUUGGUCAGGUGGGUGUGAAAGCAGGUUUACCUCUCGGGCUGCUGGUGAAACUAGUAUUGUAUUGGUGCUUAAAGUGUGCAGCGUCUCUUUACGCUCUGCUCUCGCGCAGACCUCUGGCCUCUGUUGUAGAGAGGCUGCAGUCAGGACUGAUCUGGAGUCAGGGCUUGAGGCUCGCACACGCAUGCAAAAGGUACUUAACGAAAAUGUGAGCUGCUCCUUUAAUGUCUAAAACAUUCCCUAUUUUUUUUCUCUAUGUUUUCCUCUCUCUCCCUCACUCUAUCAUUUUUUUCUUUCAUUUUUCAUCUCUCUCUCUUUUGCUGUCUCUCUCUCUCUCUCUCAGACAUGAGUUAAGUUCAGCUCUGUUAUUGUGACAUUGGACAGCAAAAAACCCUAAUAUGAUGAAAAUAUAACUAAACCCGAUACACUUUGUACUGAUAUAUAUUGAGAAAUAUAUGUUCAUAUUAAAGUAUAUAUUUCA
Messenger RNA from Astyanax mexicanus (Mexican tetra), 11536 nucleotides. It is a transcript of the gene syde2, whose product is annotated as synapse defective 1, Rho GTPase, homolog 2 (C. elegans). Gene Ontology annotation, biological process: signal transduction. The record is from RefSeq and is a predicted model, not a curated record. Lineage: Eukaryota; Metazoa; Chordata; Actinopteri; Characiformes; Acestrorhamphidae. The coding region runs from base 267 to 5099 and encodes 1610 amino acids. The transcript has 7 exons.